Molecule: messenger RNA, 3607 nt
Organism: Paramacrobiotus metropolitanus
Lineage: Eukaryota; Metazoa; Tardigrada; Eutardigrada; Parachela; Macrobiotidae
Exons: 2
Coding region: 208-2205 (665 amino acids)
Source: RefSeq, a predicted model, not a curated record
CUUUCUCAAAACUAACGCUUGCUAUUCUAGAAGCCUAGAACUACCGAUAAGGUGUGCCAUCCAGAAGAAGUACGAGUAAUGCUCACUUCAGAAACUUUAUUAAGUUUUGAGAUCUCGUAAUUCAAACUUGGAACUUACAGCUUUUUAGUUAGUACAAUCUGUAAAAAUACAAUUAUUAUUAUUUUUGUGUUUAACCGAAGCGGAACCAUGUGGAAGGACGCUCUUAUUGCUGUUGCAGGUUUGACGGUAGUGCAAGUACAAGGAAGCUUGAAUUUGUCGUUGCCGCCCCUGUACACGCUUCCUUACGAAGAUAUCCGCAUUCGAGUAUACCGAGAUGCCAAUGCUUCGGUUAGUGCGCCUUAUUAUUAUACUCCACUCUGCCGUAUACUACCAAACUCAACCGCAGCUCAAGCCAACCGUGUCCUCUUCAAAAUGAAAUUGUGGGAUCAUAACCUGGAGAAGCAUGUUCAUGACUAUGUUGCCAGAAAAACCGGUAACCAGACAGCCGAAAUUCACCUUCUUCCCUUCCACUACGUACGCUUCCAGUCAGUCGAGCUUGGACAGGAGCGCUACAUUAUUCAGCAAUGGAUUCCCAUUGGUAAUGAUCCACAAAUUAUUUCAGGAAGCCUCCGAUGCCCCUCUACGCAGCACUGUGGCGAUGUUUAUAAGACAGUCCAAGACGAACAGCUCGCCGCAGACAUAAAAGUGCUAUUUUCAUCCAAAUUACAGAUCAGCCAGCGGAAGACGUUUCUGAAUGUUGCCUGGACACACUUGCUGUGGACGAUGACCUUUACCGCUAUAAGUUCCCGAUCGGAGUUACAGAACUAUGUUUGCCUGCAGUCAAAGGAUUAUCAGGACUUGGUAAAAGAAACCAUUGAAGCAGUUGUGGAGAACGAUAUGAAUGUUGAUGAAAUUUUGGAGAACAACGAACUGGAAACCAUGAUCAAUCGCGUUAGUGCACUACUACGCCCUAACGUUUCAUCCACCGCUCAUUUGACCGGAAACUGGAAUGACGUGUUUUGGCGGGUGCACGGUGAUCGGCCAGAUCAAAAAGCUGCAAUGUUCACUGAAUUAUUUGCCAAUAAUAGACAAUGGAUGCAGUUGCUGAUGACCGGCAGUUUAACGGCGAAUGCGGCUAAUUUAGCUUUUCCUACUACUUCAGAAACGCAAGCAUUUCUUCGCAUCAUGGAUGAAAUUCGGGAUUCGAAAGACAGAGUACAGUGGAAUGGGCAGCAGUUUAUUGUGAAACCCAUGGAAGUACGUUGCUUAAACCUAUCAACGUUGCGGAGCCGGGAGAUCCUCGGAAAGGUCACGGUUCGCUUUAGUAGCAGCCGUGCAGAUUAUGCUGCUGUUGCCAGUAUGACUGUACAUCAAAAUGGUUCCAAAGACGAAAAUCCAGGAGGUACCGAAAGUUCUGACGGUAUGAGAAAAAUCACCUCAUUACAAAACGCAUUACAAACAUUGUCGCGCGACGUAACCGCUUUGAAUGAAAGCUGCAGUUCUGUCGCUAAAGAUGUGCUGACGCUGAAAAUCAAUUGCGGUAUCUUUGCGUCAGAGUUCAAUAACUCCAGAACCAGAAGCCACGAACUGGAGCAAAGACUAAAGCUGGCAUUGACAUCUAAGGAUUCUCUCGUUGUGGCAAAUGCAGACAAAAUCCGUUCCCUGGAAAGUCAACAAAGAACCUUGAAUGCGGACGUACAGGCUGUAAUGAUCAAUCAAACUUCGCUGGAAUACCAGAUUCAGCAGCUGGUUGCUAUACCGAUCGGAGCCGUUGUAGCGCACCCGAAAGAUAGUUCGCUACCGGCGUGUUGGCUGGCAUGCGACGGACAGUAUUUCAGUACUGUUAAUUACCCGAAACUGGCUGCCUUGUUGACCGAUCAAAGGCUUCCUGAUUUACGUGGACGAUUUCUUCUUGGGCGUAGUACAGUUGAGUAUCCUCUGGGAACAAGAGGGGGUGAAAAGUCGCAUUAUUUAACCGUGGCCGAGAUGCCGAAUCAUAACCAUCAAGCAGGUGACGACGUGAAUUAUGCCUUCCUUACAUAUAAAAUUGGAGAUACUUCGCUGAGUCGCGCUGACGGAAUAACAUGGAAAGACAACAGUGGCCCUUACACUAGAUGGUACGGGACAGCCCACUCGGGCGGGAGUCAGGCCCACAAUAAUAUGCCACCUUAUUCUGCUAUUCUCUAUAUCAUGCGGGCUUGCUAGAGUAAUAGUUGUGUUAAUUAACGUAAAACAACUAUAUAUAUGUUGAGGGAGUUAAACCUCAAGUGAAACGAAAGUGUUUUCAGCAGGUUUAGCUAAUACUCGUAUGCAAAAUGUACAGAUAGACCGGCACAAAAGCUUAACACAAAAUCUUCCGCAUUAUUUAUAUCCGUGGUGUUUCGCGUUUAAAUUUUUUUGCAAUGUUUAUAACAAGUCUGGGAAGGAAAAUUUUAAUAUUUAAUACAACCAUUUGAAAAUGACUUCUCCUGCGGUACUGCAAAAAUUUGUCGCAUGCAGACUGCAUACAUACUAUUACAGUAACAAGCGUGGUAUGUGCAUGGUACGUUACGUACCAUACACAGGUGGUACAGGUCCUACGUACCGUACGUAGGACCUGUACCACAUGGCUUUUGUCAUAAUCUUCGUGCGUCAGUAGCCGACACAGGUAUAAGCUCACUGUAAUGCAGAGAAACCAUUUUACGUAACAUAAAUUACGUAACAAUUGCGCUAGAUACAAACGACAGCAAUUAAAGGCAAUGGAUGAACAAGUGAGAAGCACGUUACUUACUCUAAUAAAACCCGUACGAAGAUAGAAGAGAUUAAAAUUAGCAAAACUUCUUCUUAUAUCGCCUCGUACAUUACACCGCGCACGCAUUACAUCUCCGAAUUCACCCAGCGCGCACUAUUCCCCAUGCGCUCAUCGGAAUCCAUCUCCAGCGGGGAGUGCAAAUCCGGGCCCACAUCGGCCGACCAAACAAACUACGCCCUCUACACCGUGUUCCCCAAACCCGCAUAGGAGGUGGAACUAGAAGGGCACAUCAUUAAGGCCUUCUUGAUCGACCGACAAAAGAGUCCCAUGGAGCGCCAAAUGCGUGCCUCCUUCGUCAAACGCCCAAACUGGAGGCGAAUGAGGUUAACACGGGACGGACUCGGGGGGGGGGCAAUCCGCAGCCGAUUGAGGAGACGUCGCAAUUGAGCCGGUUGGGAUCGCAUCUCUUAAGCGCGGUGCGGCGUUUGGUGGGACGACUGUCGCCGAGUUGCGGUCGUGGAGUAGUCAGCAGGCCGCCAGCUCGCCGGUGGAGACUACGGCGAGUCAGCUGGAAUUGACGCCCAGUGUAAUGGCGCUGUUCUCCAGUGAAUACGAGGGAGAUUCAAGAAGCCCGCCUCUCCACAGUGCCGGUCGUUUUUUGCAGUACAGGUUUCUUUGGAUUGUCUCGGAAUAAAUUUUUUUUUAAAAUAGCCAGUUCCGCAUGUUCAGUGUGAAGCGUUCUUUGGGAGUCGAGAGCAUGCCCACUGUCGUCUCCUUUGGUGUGAAGUUGACACUACUUUGUCACAUAUUAUGUAUAUUGUAUGUACAUCGCAACAAUUGCGCUUGAAUCGUUGUAGCGAAUAUCAGUAACACACU